UGGAGUUCAUUUCACUGCCGGUGACGUCAGGGUUCACAUCGGCGGCGGCCAUCAUAAUAGCCGUGUCGCAGGUGAAGAACAUCCUGGGCAUCGACGGCAAAGGCAACGGGUUCAUUGGCGCUUUCACCAACCUCUUCCACAACUGGCACUCACUCAGGCCUGGUGACACCAUCAUGGGGCUUACUACCAUUGUACUUCUAGUCAUAGCUAAGAAAUUGAAAGACUACUCGAGUUCGUGGGAAAGCCGAUCAUUGCGAGGCGUGAUGUGGCAAGUAGGCGUGGCUCGUAAUGCCAUCGUUGUGAUAAUUGGAACUUUGAUAGCAUUCCUGUGUGCCAAUAGUGAUCUACAACCGUUUAAGCUUACUGGUCACGUGAACUCUGGUUUGCCGCCAAUCAGUCUGCCGCCAUUUUCCCACUGGGACGGCAACCGCACGGUCACCUUUCCGCAGAUGCUGCACAAUCUCGGCACCGGGACCAUUGUCGCGCCCAUCAUAUCCAUCCUCGAAAGUGUAUCCAUCGCCAAAGUAUUCGCCAAAGGCAAAACACUGGACGCUAGCCAAGAAAUGAUAGCUCUUGGUUUCUCAAAUAUUUUCGGCUCUUUCGUGCAGUCAAUGCCAAUAACUGGAUCUUUCACCAGAACUGCGGUCAACCAUGCUUCAGGAGUCGCCACACAGUUUGGCGGAUUUUUUAACGGCGUGAUGAUAAUAUUGUCAUUGAGCUGCCUCACGCCAACGUUCUACUACAUUCCUAAAUCAACUGUUGCCGGCGUUAUCAUUUGUGCUAUGUUCUAUAUGGUAGAAUAUCAUGUGGUGCUUGUACUCUGGAGGACAAAAAAAAUGGACUUGGUACCAUUCAUAGUGACAUUUCUGUGCUGCCUAUUCGUCAAUCUGGAGAUGGGCAUCGUAUCUGGAAUAACCGUCAACCUACUAUUUAUUCUCUACAACUCUGCCAGGCCGAGAAUUCUUCUACAAUGGAUUUCGAGCGGUAGAGAAGAGGUUCUUCUUGUGACUCCUACACAGGGUCUAGUAUUCCCAGCCACAGAGUACCUGCGGGAGGUCAUCAUCACGUCCUGUGUUAAUCGAGGAGACAGCAAUGCCCCGGUUAUCAUCGAUGGCACUCACAUUCAUUUCAUAGACUCCACAAUGGCCAAGGGCAUCAAACUUCUCCUAGACGAUCUAUUAGUUCGAAAGCAGAAAGUGUACCUGUGGCAUUGGAAUGACGAUGUGGUCGCCACCAUAACUGGCUUCGAUCCCAAGCUCGCGUCGCACUUCCAUUCACAAGGAACGUUACAACAACUGAUCAAGGGAAAUGAAGAGCCUGAAUACGUGGUCGAUGUGCUGAGUGGUCCUGAAACACGGAGAUCGUCCGAGAGAAACAUCCAAUAGUAUUCCUAGUAUUUUAUUAACUGUGCAAGACAUUUUUGGAAAUGCACUAUCCAGAAC
Nilaparvata lugens (brown planthopper) is the source of this 1442-nucleotide messenger RNA. RefSeq names its product sodium-independent sulfate anion transporter-like. Lineage: Eukaryota; Metazoa; Arthropoda; Insecta; Hemiptera; Delphacidae. Gene Ontology annotation, molecular function: sulfate transmembrane transporter activity. The record is from RefSeq and is a predicted model, not a curated record. Gene Ontology annotation, biological process: transmembrane transport. Gene Ontology annotation, cellular component: membrane.